GCUAAUUAAUCUGGAUCUUUUCUGAUCUGAUUCCUGUUGGGUAUUUUUGGGAAGCUGCUUUCUAGGUGAGCUAACUAGGGUUUCAUUUUUGGGGUUCCAUUUUUUGAGCCACAGAAUUGGGAAAUGCGAAAUCAACUCUACUUGAAUGUAAAUGGGAUUUUCUUGAAAAGGGGUUUUGUUUGCUUUCUGAAGCUGAAUUGAACAGAAAUUGUUUCAAAAGUUUGAAUUUUGGUGAGAUGGGGUUGAAUAAGAUGGGUUUUUUGCAGUGAAGUGAUACGGAAUAAGCAGAGUAUACACUAAAGGUAUAUGGCAACUCCAGUUGAGCCUCCGAAUGGGAUUAGGACCCCAGGAAAGCAUUACUACUCUAUGUGGCAAUCCCUUUUUGAAAUUGAUACGAAAUAUGUACCUAUUAAGCCUAUUGGUCGAGGAGCCUAUGGAAUUGUUUGUUCUUCCGUUAAUAGGGAAACCAAUGAGAAGGUUGCAAUCAAGAAAAUAAACAAUGCUUUUGAGAACCGUAUUGAUGCUUUGAGAACUUUGCGUGAACUAAAGCUCCUUCGCCACCUUAGACAUGAAAAUGUGAUUGCUCUAAAAGAUGUGAUGAUGCCAAUCCACAGGCAAAGUUUCAAAGAUGUUUACUUGGUUUACGAACUAAUGGAUACUGAUUUACAUCAGAUAAUCAAAUCCUCUCAAACACUUUCAAAUGAUCAUUGCCAGUAUUUCCUAUUCCAGUUGCUUCGAGGUCUGAAAUAUCUCCAUUCUGCAAAUAUUCUUCAUCGUGAUUUGAAACCUGGGAACUUGCUUAUCAAUGCUAACUGCGAUCUGAAGAUAUGUGACUUCGGGCUGGCACGCACGAGCAGUGGCAAGGACCAGUUUAUGACUGAAUACGUUGUUACACGCUGGUAUAGGGCUCCGGAACUUCUCCUUUGCUGUGACAACUAUGGAACAUCUAUUGACGUAUGGUCUGUUGGUUGCAUUUUCGCGGAGCUCUUAGGGAGGAAACCCGUCUUUCCAGGUACUGAAUGCCUUAACCAACUUAAACUGAUUAUCAACAUCCUUGGCAGUCAGCGAGAAGAAGAUAUUGAAUUUAUCGAUAACCCAAAGGCGAGAAAGUACAUCAAAUCACUUCCAUACUCUCCCGGAACACCCUUUUCCCGUCUCUAUCCCCAUGCUCAUCCUUUAGCCAUCGAUCUCCUGCAGAGGAUGCUUGUGUUUGACCCUUCAAAAAGAAUUAGUGUUAUCGAAGCACUUCAACAUCCAUACAUGUCUCCCUUGUAUGAUCCAAACACUGACCCCCCAGCGCAGGUUCCUAUCAAUCUUGACAUAGAUGAGGACUUAGGGGAAGAGACGAUAAGGGAAAUGAUGUGGAAGGAAAUACUUGAAUACCAUCCUGAAGCGGCCGCAGCUGCUAUGGAAGUUGUUCUAUGAGCUGCUUCUUGAAAGGUUGUUGAUGUGGUGUUAGACCUUUUUGUAACUUAUCUCUAAUAAGGUUUCCGCGCUUUCAAUAAUAUCAAGUCUUGAUUCAUCGACAGUUUGAGCUGUGAUGCAUAUAAGAACUGCUUAUAUAAGCUUGAACUUUUUGAGCAUGUAACGUCGUAAUCUGUAUAUAGGUGUGGUUUUGCAAGUCUAAGGACCUUUUAUGCUUUAUGAAUGUAAGGCAGUUUUAUUUGUUGUACUGCCAUGUUUGUGAUGUUUAUUGAUGUUGGCUCUUUUAACCUGCCUUUGAGAUACUGACAUA
Molecule: messenger RNA, 1735 nt
Organism: Nicotiana tabacum (common tobacco)
Lineage: Eukaryota; Viridiplantae; Streptophyta; Magnoliopsida; Solanales; Solanaceae
Product: mitogen-activated protein kinase homolog NTF3
Biological process (GO): protein phosphorylation
Molecular function (GO): ATP binding; MAP kinase activity
Source: RefSeq, a predicted model, not a curated record